This is a messenger RNA of Dentiscutata erythropus, 314 nucleotides long. The record is from the annotation of a GenBank genome assembly. Lineage: Eukaryota; Fungi; Glomeromycota; Glomeromycetes; Diversisporales; Gigasporaceae.
GAAAAACAAGUCUUUUUUGUUUUCAACGUAUAAUGGAUGCAAAAUUCUAUAUAGAAAUCUUGGAAAAACAUAUUCCGGAGGUUAACAGAAUAUUAAAAAGACAAUGGCGCCUACAACAAGAUAACGAUCCUAAGCAUACUAGUCGUAUUGCUAAAGAAUUUCUUGAUAAUAAUGUCCCAGAAGUUAUAGAUUGGCCUUCCAAUAGUCCAGACCUGAACCCUAUUGAAAAUCUUUGGGCAAUCGUUAAGAGGAACGUAGAGUUACGUAAAUCAAAAAAUCUUACCAAAUUAGAAAGCCUUUUAAGUGAAGAAUAG